Silurus meridionalis is the source of this 4406-nucleotide messenger RNA. RefSeq names its product synaptotagmin-like 2a (gene sytl2a). The record is from RefSeq and is a predicted model, not a curated record. Gene Ontology annotation, biological process: exocytosis; intracellular protein transport. Lineage: Eukaryota; Metazoa; Chordata; Actinopteri; Siluriformes; Siluridae. Gene Ontology annotation, cellular component: plasma membrane; exocytic vesicle. The coding region runs from base 358 to 4212 and encodes 1284 amino acids. Gene Ontology annotation, molecular function: neurexin family protein binding; small GTPase binding. The transcript is spliced from 18 exons.
GCGUUUGCAUCAUUCGGCCUGAUGGUUUGUGUAGAGUUGUAGGAUGAGUUUAUUAUAAGGCCCAGGCUUUAUUUAUGAGUAGAGGAUUAUUAUACUCCAGCUAUAUCAGAAGCUCCAGGAGUACAUGUUUAACUCCAGGACAAUUCAUCUUCUACUUUUUUCCUCUUUUUUUUUUUUUUUUUUUUUUUUUUUUUAAAGAUUGGAGCCAAAUGGGACCCAGAGGGAUGCUGCCGCGUCUGUCGUUACCUUGAACUGAAGAUAUCUGAUCAUCAGGUGCUUAAAGACUGAUCCCAGAACAGUCUACACUCUGGAGCAGAACCAGUGGCUGUCUAUGUUAAACAUUUUUCUGCAAUCAUCAUGAUUGACUUGAGCUACCUGACUGAGGAGGAGCAGGAGAUGAUCCUGUCGGUUCUGAAGAGAGACGCUGAGCUGAAACAUGCAGAGGAGCAGCGAAUCAAAAAGCUGCAGAAGACUGAGCGAGAUAAGUGCAAACUAAAGUACCUGACAGGAGAAUGGUUUUACGAGACCAAGUCAAACAGACACAGAGACAAGACACAUGCCUGCGACAUCAUUAAAGCGUCCAUGUCACGCAGGAAACCUGUAACAAUAAUGGAGCUCACACAGAUUUGGCCAGGAAAGUCAAACUUUUUGAAAAUUGCCAGCAAGGACAUCUUUAUCCCACCAGAACUGUCUGGAUUAAUCGGAGAAGCAUCAUCAGUUGGACAUGAUAACAGGGAGGAUCACUAUGAAGUGGCAGAAUAUAAACCUUCCACAAACCCUCAGAUAAAGCCCAGACAGAAUCCUUUUAACAGCAGGCCCAUAGGGGCAGAAUCUCCUGUUAAGACAGAUGGACAUUUGCGAACUGGUGCAGGGAUCCAGCAGACACCAACGAUCUCGUACCAGGCUCCUGCAGAUCAGCCUCUGUCAUCAUUGCCUAAACCAUGCCAGGCACCACAGAUCCUUGCUGAGGCUUAUCAUGAGGAUCUUGCUGUGCCUCGUUCCUCGCAGGUGUCUGAGCACUCUGACCCUUUUGAAGAAGAAGGUAAGGUCAAUCAACUAAGCACAAAGGGCCAAUUCCAUUCAUUAACAGAGGAGGAUGAAAGCUCCAUCUAUAAGGUACUUGGGUGGGUUGGAAUGAUGUCCAGACACAAUGGCAAAGGAAAUGGAGGGCCAGGUGUUCAAGAGGAACAAAACCGAGAGGGCCCUGAAGAUCAUGGUUCUCCAGACACAGAAAAUAUAUCUCACAUUCCAGGAGAAAUAAAAGCAAACCUCUCACCAAAAGAUAAAAUACCUGGGCUGUAUUUAAGAAAAGACCAGAGAGUUGAGACUUCCGAAUAUGUGCAAGGUAACGUUGAAGUAAAUGACGUGUUUCGACCUGAUGACAAACAAGACAGCGUUAUUUUAGAAUGUUCUGCACAACAUUCUGCUUCUGGGAUGAACAUCUUAACAGAUGAACUUGAAGCAAAUUUUCCUCAUUCUGUAAUAGAUAGAUCAAACAACAUAGCUGAUGAUGAUGUACAACAACGAGAAAGCCUAUGCCAAGAAUCACAAAACCGACUUGCUGGUCUGAUGUCUUUUUGGGAGAGUGAGAACAAAGGGCCAAAAGUAUUGAGUUUCAAAAAAAGUGUGAUCAAUGAGAAAGUGUCGGAGCAAAAGAUAUCAUCAAAAGAAAAACCUUCUAAAUACACAGAUGUUUGUGCGUCAUAUAAAGGUUUUUCUGACUCACAUAAUGGAGCAAGAUUUGAUGAUAACAUUUCUGUUAUACCAUUUCUGGUAUACGAUAUAUCUGUUUUGGAGAAAACGUCAUCUUUUGAUCCUGAUCAGAGUCCACAGGGGCAUGAGCUUGAAAGAGAAAGCACAUUUAAGUCAAAAAAUUCACCAACUAAACAAAAGGAAGAUAUUCCUUUAUCCAAACUAAAGGAAUCUCCUUUACUGUCACUCAGAAAUGUUAGUACUGAGCAGGAUACCCCCAGUGAUCUCAAGGCAUACUGGGAGAAAGAAAACAGUAGAUUUAAUAUCAUUUCCAGCUCUCCUGACUGUGAACAUCAUUCUCAACAAGGUCUCAACCAGCCCAUUUGUACCAGCCCAAAUGACCUGGAACCUGGGAUUAGGAAUAUCAGUCCAGUCUCUCAGGAUCACAGUGACCAGUUAACAGGUGACACAGUGAAAACCCUUCAGCAAACCAGAAUACCCAGUCCAAGAAACAUGCCUAAAGUGUUGUUUAGAAUCAAGGAGUCUAGAAAGGUUGGAGCCUUGCCUUUAGAUCUCAGUCAAAUUGAAAAGAAAGGUUUGGAAUGCACAUUUAAAGGACAGACCAGAAAACCACAUGGACUAAGUGGAGUAGAGUCAAGUCCUGAGGAAGAUGAGAAAAUGUUAGAUGAGAUGCAAGAGAAGCAUCUCCUGUCUUUUUCAGGAAAUACACCUGAGAAAAACAUACAUUGCCAGCUUACAUCUCCACAAUCCCAGGCUCCAAGUACAAUGUGCAUAGACAAAACAAAUAUUAAACAGUCUAGUCAAGUGCAUUCUUUGCCUGAGCAGCAUAGAAAGACAACCACUGAAAUAUCAGGAGAAAGCAUUGAGGAUAAAACACCAGUAGUGCUCACAGAACAAAUGCAGCUCGAUGAUUUGGAGAACAAACCCUCUCUAACCAGGCCUUCCAUUCACCUGAAGUGUCAGAAUUCCCCAAGCUUAACUGAGAACACUAACAUGUCUGGAGUUUCAGACCAAACAGACGAACAAGAAUGGGCUGGAGUGCAUGUGUGUGAGAGUUCUGAACACAUGUCACCCUCUGGGCAAGGUCAGCCUGAAUCAGAGAUCACCCUUUACUCCUUCAGCAGCACAUCAGCUGAAGCCUGGUCUCAAUCUCGGACAAGUUCAGCCUAUGGCAAUAAAGAUCCUAACCUAGUAAGAACAGCACAAAACCAAGCCAGUGUCAGACCCCUUUCGAUUUCAAAGAGUUUAGAGGAUCUGGCAACCCUGCCUUCAAAUGAAAGAUGGAACAAUGAACCGACGAGUGGUGUAAUACAGACAGUGCAAAAAGCUCCUGAUUCACUCAGCAUUGCUGUCUUGGACCCAGAGAAGAGUAAGAGGCUGAGUGUCUCUGUACCUGCUUUUAUGCAUGAGCAGGGUAACGGGGGAGAAAGUGACUGUCUGUCGGUGAAUAGUUUCUAUUCGGAAAGACAGAGGAAAAGCAGCACAAAUACUAACACCAGUGCCUCCUCUGGCCUUGCCUCCAUGUCUUCUGUCAGCGGCAGUGUGACGAAUAUUUAUGGGACAGAUUUUGGACACGUGGAUAUUAAGGGCUCAAUCCAGUUCGCCAUUAAUUAUGUGAAUAAACUGGGAGAGCUCCACAUUUUUAUAGUCCAGUGCAGAGAUUUGGCAGUGGCAGAGCCUAAGAGGAACCGUUCGGACCCAUAUGUCAAGUGCUAUCUUUUACCUGACAAAGCAAAGCUGGGGAAAAGGAAAACAUCUGUGAAGAAGAAGACUCUGAAUCCUACUUAUAAUGAAAUUCUACGGUAUAAGACACCACUGGAGAGUUUAAAGUUCCACACUUUAAAUAUCUCAGUGUGGCAUCAUGACACGUUUGGGAGGAACAGUUUUCUUGGGGAGGCCAAUGUGGAUUUGUCUGACGGGGACAAUAAUACAAACAUGAUGGACUUUCCCCUUAAAGGAAGGACUCAAACUCCAUCCAGUCCAAAGCACAUUAGCCACAACAUGGAAAUGUGUGGAGAUAUAAGAAUAUCUUUGCGUUUUCUUUUGCAGACACAAAGUAACAAGAUGACCCAGACUGGUGAGAUCCAGAUCUGGGUAAAGGAAUGUACAAAUCUACCAUUCAAAAGAAGGACUGUAGACCCCUUUGUAAAAUGCUCAAUAUUUCCAGACAACCCUCAGAAGAAACGACAAAAAACUCAGGUUGUGAAGAGGACGGCAAACCCAGUGUUUAACCACAUUAUGGUCUAUGAAGGCCUAAAACCAGAGGACCUGCAUGACACCUGUGUUGAACUCACUGUGUGGGACCACGAUCGGCUCAGUAAUCACUUCUUAGGAGGCACGAGGCUUAGCCUAGGGACAGGUAAAAGUCACGGCACUGAGGUAAAGUGGAUGGAUUCUAACUCUGUGGAAUCUGAAUUGUGGAGAAGAAUGAUCGAAUCAAAUAACCAAUGGGUAGAAGACACUGUACCUUUAAGGAUGUUUGUCAUGGCAAGACAAUAACAGUUCAAGAGUUGGGCUCAAAAAAAGUGUGUGUGUGAUAUAUAUAUAUAUAUAUAUAUAUACAUAUAAAAUGUAUGUAUGUCCUAUAAGAAAAUAUGCAUGACUUUGUGUGAACACUAUACUAUGUAUGGAAAUGUACUGAAAAGCUGUUCGUAUUACCUGUUGUAUAAUAUUAAAAUAUAUACAGUACUGUA